This is a messenger RNA of Drosophila sulfurigaster albostrigata, 1883 nucleotides long. RefSeq names its product venom protease. The coding region runs from base 571 to 1695 and encodes 374 amino acids. NCBI's taxonomy places the organism in Eukaryota, Metazoa, Arthropoda, Insecta, Diptera, Drosophilidae. Gene Ontology annotation, molecular function: serine-type endopeptidase activity. The record is from RefSeq and is a predicted model, not a curated record. Gene Ontology annotation, biological process: proteolysis. The transcript is spliced from 2 exons.
GUUCGUUUGUUGGUAUCAGUCGGUUUGCAGACUUUCGCGUGUGCGGUCGAAAAAAGCAUAAACGAGGCAAGCAGAGAUAAAAAGUAAAGCUUGGAAAGAAAGGCAAAGCUGGAGAGAAAGAUAAAAAGACAAAAAACACGAACGAAAAUCUGACCAAGCCUGGGCGCGUCUUGUUGACAGUUUGAAUUAUGUGCUAAACGACUGAGAAAUACUCAAAGAAAAAUACAACACAACACAAAAAAAAAAAAAAAACAUAAACACGAGAGAGGCAUAAAAAAGAAGAGAAAUAGUUCAUAUACAACACGAAAUCGAUGCAUGUGAUUAACAUAAUUAAUGGUGAGCGAACGGGGAAAACCGGAAACUGAAUUUGACGAAACUGAAUGCCGAGAAAAUUCUUGCCACUAACAGUAAAUACGCGUUAAAGGCGCAUUUAGUUAACGUAACGAACGAACGAACGAACGUAACGUGUUCCAUCCGUGUUUGCCUGCUCAUUAACUUAUCACUGCACAAAAUUGCAUAAAGACGAGUUUUGCAAAGAGAGAGAGAACGAGAAACGAGUAGAAUAAGAAGAUGCUGCUGCUCCACUUACAUCAUUGGCCAUUAGUCUUGGCCAUCAUUUCCUGCAUUGUCGCCGCCUCAACAACAGCAACAACAACAACAACAACAUCUACGAAGACGACGACGACAACAACAUCCUCCAUACCUGGCAAAUAUCAAGCCUAUGGCAGCCAACAUCAGCCAAAGAAGCUGCGCCUUGGAUUGGGUGGACUGGGAGCUGCUGCAACGGGCAACUCCACAAGUGCCGUGAAUGUCACUGGCAAUAAACCAGUAUUCCGGCAAAAUCCGAUCAAGAAUUGGUUUGGCGUCUUUAAUCGCAAUAAUUCGCCGCCGGCUCAAGACCAAACGACGACAUGUUCUUGCAGAUGUGGGGAGCGUAACGAUGAGUCUCGAAUCGUGGGGGGCACCACAACUGGCGUCAGCGAAUAUCCCUGGAUGGCCCGACUGAGCUACUUCAAUCGAUUCUACUGCGGCGGUACGUUGAUCAACGAUCGCUACGUGCUGACGGCGGCGCACUGCGUCAAGGGCUUCAUGUGGUUCAUGAUCAAGGUGACCUUUGGCGAGCACGAUCGCUGCAAUGACAAGGAGCGCCCCGAGACGCGUUUUGUGCUGCGCGCCUUUAGCCAGAAGUUCAGUUUCUCCAACUUUGACAAUGACAUUGCGCUGCUGCGCUUAAACGAUCGCGUGCCCAUCACCAGCUUCAUUCGGCCCAUUUGUCUACCCCGUGCGGAGCAGCGUAAUGAUCUGUUUGUGGGCACACGCGCCAUUGCCACCGGCUGGGGCACGCUCAAGGAGGAUGGCAAGCCGUCGUGUCUGCUUCAGGAGGUGGAGGUGCCUGUGCUGGAUAACGAUGAGUGUGUCGCACAAACGAAUUACACACAGAAAAUGAUCACCAAGAAUAUGAUGUGCUCUGGCUAUCCAGGCGUUGGUGGGCGUGACAGCUGUCAAGGGGACUCGGGUGGUCCUCUGGUCCGUCUGCGUCCCGAUGACAAACGCUUCGAGCAGAUUGGCAUCGUCUCCUGGGGCAAUGGUUGUGCGCGACCAAAUUAUCCCGGUGUCUAUACCAGAGUCACCAAGUAUCUCGAUUGGAUUGUGGAGAACUCGCGGGACGGUUGCUUCUGCGAUGAGGAUUACUAAUGCACAUCAUUCAACUUUUAGUUUGUAGCUCUCCUAGCCUUAGCUUUUAGUCUUAUCUCUACGCACUUUUUUGUACUUGAAUGCGAAAAGAAACAUAAAUACAAAAAACAAAUCCAACACACCCAAAACAAGCUGAAUAAAACCAAUCAACGAGUUCCUUACUUUAUUGGACUGGCUACAAAAGUGAC